Eruca vesicaria subsp. sativa (arugula) is the source of this 525-nucleotide messenger RNA. Lineage: Eukaryota; Viridiplantae; Streptophyta; Magnoliopsida; Brassicales; Brassicaceae. The record is from the annotation of a GenBank genome assembly.
AUGGCAGAGCCGGGCGGGCCAGAUUGGACCAAUGAGUGGGGAGCACCUGUGUUUAUGCGCUACGAGCCUGGUUCUGAGCCUGAGGAAAAAUGCCACUUUCUUCCGUGCAUAAGACGACGUGAGGAUGAAGGACCUUUUCUCACGCCGGAGGAAGAGCAACGCCGCUUUGAAGAACAAGUCGAGAGUAGCAAGGGUUUUGACAUCAACUUUGAGGAGUUCCGCUGCAUUUUUAAUUACGUACCAGUUGAUUUCGAUGAAAACUACUAUUUCAAGGAUACAGAUACCACCAGAGGAGUAAUAAAGAGGCUCCUCGAGAUUCCCUUGAGCGAUACAAUAAAACAACGGGUAAAGGUUUUGAAUUUGUUGAGGUUAUCAAAGCCAAUACUCACCCGACCGGUACUGCUGCCUUCAUGUUUUACAUUACCUUUAGAGCUAAGGAGCCUUCAGAUGAUCAGCCAAAACACUUCCAAGCUAUGGUCUGCUAUUUCUGUUAUGACUCCAACAAGUAUCACUCCUGCGAGCUGA